AUCGCCUCCUCGUGGUGUUCUCUGGGUAAUGCUAAAUGAUACUCAAAUAUUACUAUAUAUAGUUUAUGUAUUACAUUUAUUGACAGUAUAAAAAUACGAAAAUGAAUGGUUUUACAAAAACAACCAUUGCCAACUUAUUUUUGAAUUGAUCUAAACUAGUCUGGGUGAACCGAUAAUCAUAUGAAUAAUUAAUUCCUUAGGCUAAAUUAAAGUUAAAAAUUAAUAUUUUAUAAAUUAAACCAACCCAUUAAAUGGUAAUAAAUUAGGAAAAAUUAUAAAGUUUUCAUUAAAAAAAAUUUUCUUUUUUGUGUCUCCUGAAAAAAACCCAAAAUUUGAAAUUGGGCCCUUAUUUUAAUAAACGUGUCAAUUGCUGAUAUACUAAGCAGGUGGAAAAUGCGCAAAAUUACUGUUUGCUUACUUUUAUAGGUGACACAAAUGGAAAAGACGAUGGUUCUAUCGCAAUGUGACGACAAACUAAUUGCGCCGUAAAUGUUAAAAAGUAACUCGAUUGAGUGGAAACAUAACAGUUACAUGUCCAACCUACAGAAUGAGGUUACAAUAAAGCAGGAAUAUGCUUUAUUUCUAGAAUAAAUUGGAAAUAUUAAUAGUAUUGAAAAAAUAAUUGUAACAUCGCAUAUGGAACAUAUACUCGCGAAUCAUUCAUCUGUACCGAUUCAUUAUUCAUCUGUAACGAUAAUACGUCGAGUUGUGGUGAAAUUGAAACUAUUAUGAUCUCAUCAGAUGAUGAAAAUUCAAAUUCACAAACAGUUAUAAACAAUAAUAUCAUAGAUUAUUCAAACAAAAUCAAAGAAAUUAAAGCUGAAUUAGAAAAUCUUCGAGGUAUGAAAUGCCAAUCCCCAUUCAAAUAUGGGUUUAGUCGUCCAAUAUUAUGUAACGCGGUUAUCAUGUCUUUCACUCUGAAAAACACGACCUUUCCAAUGUCAUUAGAUAAUGUUCUGGUGACUGUAUUGUAUUUGAACCCUACCAGCAAUCCAAUGGUGCCUUGCAAGUACUGGGUAGACGGUGAAUGCAUGUAUUCUGAUCAGGAUUGUAAGUUUUCACACGGCACCCAAGUACCAUUGACUAGUAUAACAAAUUACAUAGAGCCCAAUUUCGAACAUUUAAGAAUAGGUAGUCUUGUAUUGGCAAAUACAUAUAAAGGCUGUCUCUGGUCUAAAGCGGUUGUAUUGGACAUCGAGUAUGGAACAUCGAUUAAGGACGGCACUUGUCUCGUUCGAUAUAAUACCAUUGGUUUAGGGGUGGCUAGAGUCCCGAUGCAUGAUAUAUAUCCAGGGAUUAACAAAUAUGAAUUUGUAGACGAAUAUUGCCACACAAAUUAUUUAGACUACAACAACAUGGGGAAAAUUGUCGCUCGUAACGAAGCCACUGAAAAUAAAGUACUCCAAAAACGGACAAAACUAGGGUCCUCAGAGUCCUUAGGCGACUGGGAAAAAUACACUAAGGGUAUCGGUUCAAAAAUAAUGGCGAAAAUGGGUUACAUAAAAGGAACCGGCUUGGGAAAAAACAAUAAAGGUCGAGUAGAACCUGCUGUGGCGACUGUUUUACCAAAAAGACAGUCGUUAGAUUAUUGCAUAGCUAUUGAAAAUGAAAAUCAUCGCAUGUAUCUUCAAAGAAAGCUAAAGAAAGUAAUAAUGUUUGCAAGAAAGCGACGUGUAGAAUAGUCAAGUCAUAUCAUGUAUAUUGUAUGUAUGUAUGUAUUGUUGUCAAUUUAAAAAUUGUUUUAAACUUCUAAGUGCCAAAAACGGCCUUAUAACAUUUAGUAAUUUUAUUAAGUAUAUAACUUUAAAAAAAAAAAUACGUAUACAAUAUAAUUAAUGAAAUAUUGAAAUAAAAUAAAUAUUUUCAAGUGUUAUUUAAAGCAAUACUCAUUAACUUAACCGUUUGUUUUUAAGGUCUAUUU
Molecule: messenger RNA, 1921 nt
Organism: Adelges cooleyi (spruce gall adelgid)
Lineage: Eukaryota; Metazoa; Arthropoda; Insecta; Hemiptera; Adelgidae
Product: zinc finger CCCH-type with G patch domain-containing protein-like
Exons: 9
Coding region: 729-1682 (317 amino acids)
Biological process (GO): negative regulation of DNA-templated transcription; regulation of transcription by RNA polymerase II
Cellular component (GO): nucleus
Molecular function (GO): DNA-binding transcription factor activity, RNA polymerase II-specific; RNA polymerase II cis-regulatory region sequence-specific DNA binding; metal ion binding
Source: RefSeq, a predicted model, not a curated record